UGAUAGUUUUAUAGGUCGUCAUGAUAUUUCGUUUCAUUUUAGUGUUUUCCAUCUUUAGCUGGAGUGUCGUUGGGUUUUCAAUAUAUUACUUAUCUCAACAUUGUCAUUAUGUCCCAGGCAUUGCGACAAGAAGGCUAUAUUUUGAGUUGACUGGAGCUGUUAUCUAUUCACAUCCACGCUAUGCUCAGUUAUAUGAUGGUUUUUCACAAACAGCUGAUCAAGCAACACUGAAGCAAGGAUUAUUUAAACAAAGCAAAAGUGAUAAAAAUCAGGUUAAAACAUCAGCAAAAUCAUUAAAUAAAUACUCAAAAGCAGAUGAUGGCAAUUCAUUAACAGAGAAAGGCUUUCAAAACUACAUGCAUUCAACGACUACCAUGACGACACUUAAGGAAACUAAACCGACCACGGUAAAUGAUGUUGAGGGAAAUACAAUGGAAAACACGUAUCCAGUGAAUUUCAGCUGCGAAGUAUACAUACACUCUCGAGUCAAUUCACGGAUUAUGAUCAGAUUCCAGUCAUUUUACAUUCCAUCACAACAACAAUUAUUAUGCGAUGAGAAUUAUUUGUAUUUAUUUGAUUCGAAUACACCACAAUAUCGUGCUAUGGCAGAAGCUGGUGGUGAAAGAGGUCUUUGUCAAGGUCAGUAUCCAACACAACCGAUUUUCACAACAAAAUCAUUUGUAACAAUUGUAUUCAGGUCGACAUCAUCUGCAAUGUCAACUUCACCGAUGAUGAAGAUGGACAGAGAACCUGGUUUUAAGUUAAUUUUAACAGCCAUAACAGACGCAAAACCAACAGGUGUUUGUGGAAGUGACGAAUUCUUCUGUGGACAUAUGCCAGUGGAAUCAUCCAAAAUAUCCUAUACACAUAAAAAGCGUUCAGUGCCUGAUAUUAACGAAAUCAAGUCUUCUCAUGUUCAAGAGUUCAACAAUCCGAUGACAGCAACAACAACAGAGAAACAUUUAAUGCAACAAAGUUUAUUGAAAUUUAAAUUAAUAAAACAAAAGACGCGCAGAUCAUUUAUUCAAAAUGAUGAUUACGGUUACUGUAUUUCAAAACAAUUACAAUGUGAUAGUAUUGUACACUGUCAUAAUGCUAGAGAUGAAUUACCUAGUCUGAGGAUGAAUCCCACAGAUUUACCUGGUCAGCUAUUACGUGCACUUGUUGGCGCGCAUCUUACGCCAGCUGACUUAAAUAACGUUGGAUGUACAGUAUACAAGCUAAGCAGUAGUACAAUCAUACAAAGUUAUAAUAAUGAAAAGCACAAAGGGAUUCAAAUUUCAAACAUUGACGAGUCACAAGGCGGAAGUAACAAAACUAAUUUAUCCCGUUUUAUUUCAAAUAAUCCAACAGCUUCCAGUACACUAAUAAUUGGUUGUGUUGUGUUGUUUUCAUUUAUCAUUAUCGUUCUGGGAUGCUCAUGUUAUCAGUGUUGUUAUCGUAGAAAAUUAAGAACAAUACAAGGUUCCAACAAAUCAAUAAACUAUUGGUCGUCUUCUUCGUCUACGAAAGUGACUGGAAUUCAAUACUUUUCCGAAGAACAGAUUAAAACUAGCUUGAUUCACGCAGAGAACAACACAGAGGAAAGUAAAGAAUCCCAGUUAAACAAAACAACAGAAAAAUAUAUGAUAGGUCGUAGUGCAACUGACGGUACUUUAAGUACUCUGGCUGAAUCAUAUCCAGGAUCCAAUAGGAAUGAAAAACCUCAUAUUAAUAACUUGGAUGUGAAUAAAUCUUCCGUCUACUUAGAAAGACGACCAACAAUUUCUCAGUCAAUUAGCAAAACUUCUCUUCAAUCAAGCGACCAAAAUUACAGCAAUAAUAGUAACAAUAACAAUAAUAAUAAUAGCAGCACAAAAAGUGUACAUUUUGUUGUUCCCAACGUACCAUCACAAAAUUCUAACCAAUUACAUUAUUAUUACAACACACUUAAUAAUAUGCAGCCAGCAUAUUUCACCUCUAUGAAUCCACAGUCAUUCGAGUAUUGUGAAAUGGUUCCUCUCAUAAGCCAACAAAAACAACAGCAGAUCCAGAUAAAUUGGCAAACGAAUUCUCAACAGUUUAUUGGUUAUCCAACAAUGGAUGAAGGUCAUAUACUUACAAAAAGUCCACAAGAGUUAUUUCAGAGGAGUUUUUACUCCAAUAUUAAAGACUCCUAUUCAAGGAUGCUGAACAGUGAUAUGUUGCCACAUAUUUGGAGGUCCUCAUUUGGCAUCGAGGCAGAUUUACUACAUCAGACUAGCAAUGACUUCACAAACAUACCGUAUCCUUUGACCACAAGAUUCUCACCUUUACAACAGCAUUCAACAAGCGGUCAUCACUCCACUUCUCUGCAAAAGCCGCCGCCACCACCACCACCACCUUAUCCAAAGGAACACAAACUAAUGAAGCUACAUACUGUGUCGUGUGAAACACAAAAACACAGAGAUGAGUGUGAGAAUCAAGUGGAUCGUUGUAUGAGAUCGUCAACAACGUUGCUGUCGAAGAACCCUACUGAAAAAGAAGCAAACGUAAAUAUGAAUACUUACUUCACAAGGAAAACUGGCGAAAGGCAUGUUGGUAACCGACGGUAUUGUGGGAGAAAACACAAAGAACAUCGACUGACAGUUAGUAAUAAUGUAAACCACUUUUCAAACAAUGAAGCGAAAAAACUGACUAUGCUUAGUAUUUAUUCUGACAGUAGUGUACCAGAAUCAAGUAAUAAAUAUGUCGUUAAACAUUGGAAAUGUCAUCACAAUGGAAAUUUGAAGAUACCAUGUAGCAUAACACAAGUUGGUGAUUCCGAUUCCCCUGCUACAACUGACACGGGUAUUACUCAUAGCAGUAGAAAUUCUAGAAGACGCAUCAACAGGCAUUUGGCGCAUACACGACGUAACCAACGUAUCAACCGUGUUCAUCGACAUAAAACAUGUCAUACCCAUUCGAGAAACCGAUCAACGAAAAAUAUCAACAACAAUAUUUCUUCAAUUGAUGCUCUAUGCAUGGCAGCUGACAAAGAAGUUGAGAAUGAAAAACAUAUCAUAAGUGGCGUUGAAAUUGUUGCUUUUUCAGCUAAAACUGAAAGAUGUAUGAUGUCACACAGCGGAUCGAACCCAUCAAACUUAUCUGCUAUAACCAGAGAAAAUAUGGUGAACAGCAUGAAUCGGUCGUUUUCUUCAUCUGACCUACUCUACAUUAAACAUGGGGAAUAUAUUUAAAUCACUUAGUCAAACCUAUUGUUUUGCACACAGCCACCAGCGAUUCAUAAUAUAUUUCUCUAUUGCACACAAACAACAGAAUACGCUAUUCAGCAUUGAUUUUCAAGGGGUAUGCAUGUGCUCACAUAUCAUGAGCUCAGAGUUGCAAUCACAUCAGUCAGAAAGGCGAGUACUCAAAAAAUUAGUGUGAAGAAAAAGACUUUAUGAGAAAUAUGUUGUUAUCUAAUAUUUCCAAUGUUAUGUACAUAAAAGGACUACCUCAUUAUAACUGAAUACUUCGAACUAUAAUUUAGUCAAUCAAAAAAAACUCAGGAA
Trichobilharzia szidati is the source of this 3512-nucleotide messenger RNA. The record is from the annotation of a GenBank genome assembly. Lineage: Eukaryota; Metazoa; Platyhelminthes; Trematoda; Strigeidida; Schistosomatidae.